UUGUAUAUGAAAACUAAAAAUAUAGGUAAAUAUCCUGGCGCGCAUGGUAGGUACUAUAUUAAUAGGUACUUAUACUACCUAAUUAUUAAACUAUAAUAACGUCUAGGGAAUGUAUGGUCAAAACGUACUCGAGAAAUACUCGAGAAAAAAGCUAUUCUAUGCGGGUUUUUUGGUCAAAAUCAGCCAAAUAUUUAUUAUGUUUCUUAAGAUAUGCAGAGCAUCAGGAUUAAAUGCUUUAACUUAAUUUUUUCGAGUUGCUCAGUUGCUAAUAUUAAAGUGUAGCCGUGAAGGUCUAUUAUAAUAGACUAAUCAAUUUAUAAAUUUAUAUAGUUGCUGAACACUCUGUUAGUUCAUAUUCGGAUGAGUCGGAAGAUGUGUUUAACUAAUUUAUAUUAUUUUAAAUAAAUAAAUAUAUUAAGGGGCCCGAUGCCGGUUUUUCAAAUUUUCCGCAAUUCUAAAAAUGUUGAAAUUAUACUUUAUAUUUUAGUUGCCACCUUUUUUAAUAUUUAUACAUCAAUCUACUGCCCGAUAACUAUUUAUGUGGGGUAGAUACUGCGUAUUAUAUCUAACAAAAAUUACUUCUCAGCUCACGGCUCACAGGAAUUGGCUCAGGUAUUGUAGAAUUGUCAGAAAAAAAGGCUUUCUAUAGGUCACACUGAACUCUGAUUUUUAUUUUAUUUCAAAUAAUGGUAAUGGACAAUGGUACAAUAUAUAUAAUUAUCAAUUUGUAGAAAAAGCGUUAAAUUGUAUUUUUUUUUUUGAAGACAACAUUAUAAUCUUUGAGAUUAAAAUAUUGAAAAAUGGAUUUCAAUGCGACAUGAAGAAUAUUAAUCUCUAUUAGUUACAAAAAAAUGUAUCAAAUUUGGUAGAUUCUACAGAACAGGUCACAGGAUCACCUAUACAUUAUUUGGAAUGUUUGUAAAAAAUCUUAAUAACCAAUUACUUCUAAAGAUCUGUCUGAUAUUUAUAGGUAUAGCAUAAUAUAUCUAACCAAUUAGUAUAAGUAUAAUUAAGACGCUAAAUAAUUGCAUACACUAUCCCACUCAUUCAUUGCGGUUUUCUUUAUGUUAUUGACAUAAUAUUACAUUUUGUUCACACGAAAACAAUAUUUAAUAUUGUGAUUCACUCUGUCCUCUUGUCUUAUAAAUAAGUAUUCAUUUUUAUUUUUUACAAUAAUUUAUUUAUUACCUAUUUCUAUAAUUAAAUAAAUUUGCAAUAAUCAAUCUGUCGAAUAAUGACUUCUAAGUUCUAAGGUUAUAAUAAUUUAUAUUUUAUAAUGUUAUCUUCAUGGACUUCGUCUCGAUAAUCUAUCCUCUCCCGGCGGCAGCAUGUACACCCGCCCGUGACAAAUAAAAUUAUCUUAUUUGUCAUGCACCCGCCACCCACGACUGGCUGACCUUACAAAAAUAGAUUAAUUAUAACAUAGAGCAUGCUGCUAUAUCAUUAUAUAGAUUAGAAUAUUAGAUAGAGCCAUAGAAUAAUAGUUCAAACUUCAAAAUAUAGCUCCGAGUGUAUCUUAUAAACAAUCACUGUCAACGAUGUAUGUAUAGACAAUGAUAGAUUCUUUACACAUCUAAACUAAAAAUAACAGCAAUUCGUCAUACCGCCAUAACGGUCUGGCCCCGACUUUCGCGUCUUUUGUCCUCGGGGUUUCAAUUUUCGCACUCGUCUUUUAAACUGCAGAAGAAAAAAUUUGGCCUACUAUGUAUCCACACCGUAAUCCGGUCUUGGGAACCGUUUAUCUUGACGAACCCGACUACUCGUCCGAAGAUUCCGAUGAACCGAUGCCCAGGUUGUACGUCUCAUUGAUUCGUUUCUGUCCGUACACGGAAAGGAUUCGUAUAAUAUUAAGCAUAAAGGGAAAUCCAGCCCGUAUGCUAAAAUGUAUUGAUUCAAUAGAUAAUCCCGGUGACUUCUUAAAAAGGAAUCAUGUUUGUAAAAUUCCCUAUAUAAAGUAUGAUGACAAAGUUAUCUAUGAUAGCUUGGAGCAAGCAGAUUUCCUUGACGAACAGUACCCUGAACUACCAUUGUGGAAUUGCAGUCCAUCCCAGAAAAUUGUGGACAAGCUUCUCAUAGAGUCUUUUGCUAAAGUAGAAACAGCGGUACAUAAGUUAUUUAUGACAACAAGAGAAGUAAAAAAAGAAAAUUUUGAAGAACUUGUUGCAUGUUUAACACCAUUUGAAGUUGAACUAGUUAAACGAGGAACAAAUUUUUUUGGAGGCAAGUUAAUAAAUUCAAAUCAUUAAGCAUACUUUUUAGUUUUGAAAAUUGAUGAAGACAAUUUGAGAGCAUAUAAUUAAUUGUUGGUACCUACCUGUUCAGUAUGAUUUUUAAGAGUAAUAAUAUUAGUUCAAUAUGGACUUGCGAUUAACAGAACUAUAUACC
Molecule: messenger RNA, 2385 nt
Organism: Acyrthosiphon pisum (pea aphid)
Lineage: Eukaryota; Metazoa; Arthropoda; Insecta; Hemiptera; Aphididae
Product: pyrimidodiazepine synthase-like
Exons: 4
Coding region: 1704-2246 (180 amino acids)
Biological process (GO): glutathione metabolic process
Cellular component (GO): cytoplasm
Molecular function (GO): glutathione transferase activity; glutathione dehydrogenase (ascorbate) activity
Source: RefSeq, a predicted model, not a curated record